Messenger RNA from Verticillium nonalfalfae, 402 nucleotides. RefSeq lists its product as uncharacterized. The transcript is spliced from 5 exons. Gene Ontology annotation, molecular function: oxidoreductase activity, acting on paired donors, with incorporation or reduction of molecular oxygen; iron ion binding; monooxygenase activity. The coding region runs from base 1 to 402 and encodes 133 amino acids. NCBI's taxonomy places the organism in Eukaryota, Fungi, Ascomycota, Sordariomycetes, Glomerellales, Plectosphaerellaceae. The record is from RefSeq and is a predicted model, not a curated record.
AUGUAUGCCGAAAUCUCCCGAGACAGAAAGAGCCCUGGCCUUUUUGGCGAGAUCCGAUUCCAUCCCCAUAAACGUCUCAAGCGGUUUCUGUCGCCAGCCUUCACUGUGGGCUAUGUGGACAAUCUGGAGCUCGUCUUCCAGGGCAUGACUAAUCCUAUGGACGAUCUCCACAGGGCUGCUCUUGACAUAAUGGGGGAAAGCGCCUUCAGCAGAGGAUUUGGGCAGGUGAACCCAAAGAGCUCGUCAGGUGACGCAUACAUGGAUGAGAUCUGGAAAUCUAUUCCAAGAGCCAUCUUCGAUGGCCUCGCAGACAGUUUUCAGUAUGUUUACGCCAAGAGAUUCCUGCGAAGUAUGGGCCUGAAUGUCAAUUUCGACUGGCCCAAGCAGAUGACAACGGUAUGA